Pisolithus orientalis is the source of this 2137-nucleotide messenger RNA. RefSeq lists its product as uncharacterized. The transcript has 6 exons. The record is from RefSeq and is a predicted model, not a curated record. Bases 1 to 1794 code for a protein of 597 amino acids. Lineage: Eukaryota; Fungi; Basidiomycota; Agaricomycetes; Boletales; Pisolithaceae.
AUGUCUCCAGAACCAUCCUCAGCACCCUCGAAUGCUCGCAAACGCAAGGCCCCUCCUGAGGGAGCCGCGUCCAGUGCCACAAAUGGCCCUGUCCCAGGUUCACCUUCGGUCCCCAAGGGUGAAUACGAGACAGGUCGUGUCAUCUGCGAAGUAUGUGGAGAAGGCGUCUCCUUCAGAGACGAAGCGAGCGGCGGAUUCACCCUGAAACACUGGGAUGCCCAUCGCCAACAAUGUGCAAACACCACUCAGACCGUCCCAGAACCCGUCAUUUAUACUCCGGAGAGCACAGCAGAGGCUCUAGCAAAUCCGCCCCCCAAACGGCGUCGUGCAAAGCGCACUGAGGAGGAGAGGAUCGAUUAUCUUCGUGCCGAUCCAUAUGUCGCACAGUUUGAGGCAUACCGCGUAUUGUGCGCUUCAUGCGAUAAGUGGAUUCGUUUGCGCCCUAACUCCACAUACUGUUCCAUUCCUUGGGAUGCGCACCGCAAGAGUUGCUUAUCAAAGAAAAUGACUACCAAGAAUGCUUAUGCGCUCGACGAGCGCAAUGCAUUGCUUUCCAAAGACCCUGAUGUCAGGAAGUUCGAUGCGGAACGUAUUUUGUGUAACAGAUGCGACCGCUGGGUGGCCGUGAGUCCGGAAAACCAUAUGCAAGCAGUGCAAAAAUGGCUGCAUCACCGAUCAACCUGUCAGAAGUCAGCAGGGCCGUCAGCACUGACUCCUAGCCUACCCGAAGCAUCCUCAUCUAGCUUUAGGUCAGUUCGGAGUCUUAAAUUAUGCUGGAUCAUGGGCGCUGACAACGCCGACCAUACCGGCAGAGCAGCUAAUCCAGAGCACAUUAGUGUUCCCCCUCUCACGGGACAAAGGGAGUUAUCCGUUUUCCAAUCGAGAGACAUAAGAGAGAGACCACCUAGCCCCGUGGCUUCUUCGUUAACGACCAAGCCGAGCAACAUACCUCCAAGCUCUCCAGAAUCGUCAUUCAAAGAUUUUACACCAACGAAUUUCCCUCCCGUGCACGAAUCUCGCAGGCGCAACGCAGAACAACGAGCGGCAACACUCCGGGCAGAUCCACUUAUCGAGCAGGUUGAGCCUAACAGAGUAUUCUGUUCUUUAUGCAAGAAAUGGGUUCAACUCCGACAAGACAGUUCCUAUUGUGCCUACCCUUGGGUACAACACCGGAAUAAAUGUCAGGCUAGACACGCGAGACGUGUCCAAAAGGCCGCCAAACUCGCAGAAUCGAGGGAUGGAAACGAUGAUCCACAGGAUGACGAGAUCGAGUCUGAUGGCUCCGCCGAAGAUGAGCUUGAGUCUGAUAGAGCGCUUGAUGGCCUGCCCGAGAGUAACAAAACAAGUCCAAGUCAUGUGGACGAGAAGCGCAAGUCAAAAGCUCCGACGUGGAUCGCGGGUAGUUGUGCAGGGUCAAGCAAUGCCAGCGAACGGACCAAAAUCCACCCAACACGUUCCGCUCGUCCGAAAGGUAAUGCAGAGUCGGCGCACGUGACGCUCGAGGGUGUUCACUCGAGUCGUUUACCACGGCGACUGACACUUGGUUUCGCGGAUUUGGACUCACUCCCAGGCCGUCUCAAUUUUGUCUAUUCUUCCAUCGCAUUUCUCUUUGCGACCACCUAUGAGCCAACAGACGAAAUGACAAUUUCGGCCCUCCUCGCGUAUCUGAAUGCAGCGAUGCCGCCCGAUAAACAUGAAGACUUUGACACUGCCGAGGUCGCCAAGGCCGUUGCCGCAUUACAUGACCGAGGAGAUAUUAUCUUCGAAGGCGAUAUGCUUCGUCUUCCUGAAUGAGUAAUACGGACGUACGUGCGACGGGGAAGAGGACAGAGCUUAGAGAGCUUGCUCCCUUUCCUUAUUCUUCAGAUCAUGCAUUAUUAUUUGGUAUCCAUCACGUUUGAUUGUUAUGCAUUGGACUUGCAGAUUCAUAAUUGUUUAUUUAUUUCGCAUGUCCCGUACGCUGUCUUCUUGGUUCAUCGACUAGGACACUCCCGCCUGCUCACGUUACGCUCAUGUCAUUCGUAAGCCUUGCCUUUACCGGUGCCGGUGUCGCCGAAUCACGCCAUAUAUUUACUUUGACUGGGACUUCUGGUUUGGCAUGUCGAUGUCAGUCCGCGUCCCUUGCAUGAUUCAUAGC